UUUAUGGGUAUGAAAAGGAGAAAACAUACUUCAACCAGAAUUACUGGUGUAGAAGAAAAAAUACAUAAAAAUGAUAAUAAUAAUUCAAUACAAAAUUCAAAUAAUCAACAAAAUAAAUUAUUUGGAAAGGAACAAUAUUUACCUGAAAAAUCUAAUAUUAAAUUUGAAGAUGUGGGUGGGUGUGAGGCACAAUUUUUGGAAGCAAUUUAUAUGUUGAUGCAUUUAAAACAGCCUGAACUCUGUACAAAUUUAGGGGUUAAUCCUCCAAAAGGAUUACUUUUACAUGGACCUCCUGGAUGUGGAAAAUCUUUAUUUGCACGUGCAAUUUCUGGAGAACUUCAAAUUCCAAUUUUGUCCAUUUCUUCAACAGAAAUAAUUGCUGGAAUUUCUGGUGAUAGUGAACGUCGAAUAAGACAAUUAUUUGUUGAUGCUGAAGCUAGAAAUACCCAAACUUUAAUUUUAAUUGAAGAUAUUGAUGUAAUUGCAGCAAAAAGAGAAAAUGCUCAACGUGAAAUGGAAAGAAGAAUUGUGACACAAUUAAUUGCUUCUUUGGAUGGUUUGAAUUAUUUUUUAUUUUCUAAAAAAAUAAUUAAAGAUCUCAAUUCUUCUACUCUUUCAAAAGUUUUUGUUAUUGGGACAACAAAUAGACCAGAAAUUUUAGACGCCUCUUUACGCAGAGCUGGGCGUUUUGACAAAGAAAUUUCAAUUGGAAUUCCAGAUUGCCGAUCACGAUUAGAAAUUCUAAAAAUUGCGACAAGAAAAAUGAAUUUGGCAGAAAAUGUUGAUUUAAAACGUUAUGUUGGUGCUGAUUUAUUUGCACUUGUUCGUGAAGCUUCAACAAGAGCUUUAAGUUUUGCUUUUUCAAAAAGCGAAGAAGAGGAAAAACAAAAUUUAAUUUUAAGUAAUAUUCCAAAGAAGAGAACUUUGGAAGAAAUUCGUGAAGAACUUUUUAGAGCUUGUAAUUGUAAUUUUGAAUGGGCUCUUUCAACAGUCCAUCCUUCAGCAAAAAGAGAAGGUUUUGCAACAGUUCCAGAUGUUACUUGGGAAGAUAUUGGUUCAUUAGAGAAAAUAAGAUCAGAAUUAAAUUGGUCAAUAUUGUAUCCAAUCCAGAAGCCAGAAUAUUUUGAACAUUUUGGUUUAAAUGCCCGUCCACAAGGUAUUCUUUUUUGUGGACCUCCUGGUUGUGGAAAAACAAUGCUGGCAAAAGCAGUAGCAAAUGAAACUGGAAUGAGUUUUAUUAGUAUAAAAGGCCCAGAGUUAAUGAGUAUGUAUGUCGGGGAAAGUGAACGAGCUGUUCGGACUGUCUUCCAACGUGCAAGAGAUUCUGCCCCGUGUACUGUUGGAAGUGCUCGAUUAGUUAAUCAAUUAUUAACUGAAAUGGAUGGUUUAGAAGCUAGAAAAGAUGUUUUUCUGAUUGGUGCUACAAAUAGACCUGAUAUAAUCGACCCAGCUAUUUUGAGACCAGGGCGUUUCGAUAAAGUAAUUUUUAUUGACUUUCCAAGUGUUAAGGAGAGGGCGGAUAUUCUUCAUACAAUCACAAAAAAUAAAACAAGACCAAGAAUAUGCCCUUCCGUUUCCUUCGAAAAGAUGGCAGAAAAUCAAGCAAUGGAAUUUUUCACAGGCGCCGAUCUUGUAGCUUUGGUACAUGAGGCAACAUUGAUAGCAUUGAAGGAAAGGAUUGAAUGCAAAAACCUCUCAAUCAAUUCUGUAAUCAGUGAAAACUUUGAGGAAGCGUUAAAGAAAGUCUCGCCCUCCGUGAAAUUCGAGGAUCGCUUAUAUUAUAAGAAAUUAAAGGAAAAGUUUUCAGUUGAAAAUUUUAAGAAAUAA
Messenger RNA from Meloidogyne enterolobii, 1827 nucleotides. Lineage: Eukaryota; Metazoa; Nematoda; Chromadorea; Rhabditida; Meloidogynidae. The record is from the annotation of a GenBank genome assembly.